This is a messenger RNA of Serpula lacrymans var. lacrymans S7.9, 1284 nucleotides long. RefSeq lists its product as uncharacterized. The record is from RefSeq and is a predicted model, not a curated record. The transcript has 9 exons. Gene Ontology annotation, biological process: dephosphorylation. The coding region runs from base 23 to 1216 and encodes 397 amino acids. Gene Ontology annotation, molecular function: phosphatase activity. NCBI's taxonomy places the organism in Eukaryota, Fungi, Basidiomycota, Agaricomycetes, Boletales, Serpulaceae.
CAGUUUAUCAACUAUCAGAGAAAUGGUGAAUAUCUCUUCAACCGCUGGUCUUCUCGGCGUGGUCAUUAUCGCACGUCACGGGGAUCGAUUGGGUUACUACCAGGAUCCCUGUACAUACAAUGCUACACAGUCACGGAUUACACCCCUGGGAUCGGUGCAGGAAUUCGAACUUGGAUCUUUCUUAAGGUUACAGUACCUUACUCCAGAAUCGCCAUCUUUUAUCGAAGGUAUCAGCUCAGACCUUGUCGACGUGAACCAAGUGCUCGUACGCGCCGACUCCGGAGGAGAAAAUGUAGUUCUUAAUUCUGCAUACAGUCUUCUCCAAGGCCUUUAUCCAGCGACCACAGAGUCAAGUAUCACUUUAUCUAAUGGGAAACUGGUUACAGGACCUUUGGGUGGGUACCAAUACGUGCCUGUGGAAUCCGUAGAUGUGAAUGAGAUUCCCUCGUUAACAAGUUGGCAGUUGUGCCCGUACUUUCAAACACACUUGAAUCGCACAUAUACCUCGACUGCCUUUUUGCAAAAGGCUCAGGAAGCGGCUCCAUUCCUAGAAGCCGUGAAGCCUUACAUAGGUAAUAUUAGUAAUAACUUCACGAACAUGUGGAACAUCUUCGACUACGUGAAUGUCCAGUCGAUUCAUAACAAGACUUAUGCCGAGGAACUUCCUCCCACGUUUGCAGCUCAGGCCUAUGAUUAUGCGAACUUUCAUGAAUACAACGUUUUCACCGACUAUGUUUCAAUCGGUGUUGGAGAGAUUGGUGUUCGGACGCUCCUUCCCUCGAUAUUCUCCGACUUUGGUAAUAUCACCGAGAAAUCAAACCCACUGAAGUUGGUGUUGACCGAGGUCGACUAUCAACCUUUCAUUAGUCUAUUCAACGUGACAAAUGCUACAUUGACUGAUCCUGACAUCGCUGGAAUCGUGGACUAUGCUGCAGUCGUGGCCCUCGAACUUUCGGAAAACUCUGAUGGCCAGCCGUCCAUUAGCAUGAAAUUUAAGAAUGGUACCAAUGAUCAGGAUUUCCGACAGCUUACAAUGUGGGGAAACACCAGCGUCCUCGUGGAAGACUUCGUGAGCCAACUCGCGUCCACCACCAUAAACACCACCCAAGAAUGGUGUUUCUCCUGCAAUCAGACUAUUUUGCGGGGCUGCUCCAUUUACAACUUUAGCACCGAUCCGUUCCUUAAUCCGGGCCCGCCAUCCAAACCUGGAAAAUAAGGAACGAAGGAAGGAUAUCCCUGUGGUCAUUACAGUCUUGCUAAUAUAAUAGAGUUUGACAUUGUUCU